Molecule: messenger RNA, 2227 nt
Organism: Zeugodacus cucurbitae (melon fly)
Lineage: Eukaryota; Metazoa; Arthropoda; Insecta; Diptera; Tephritidae
Product: serine protease easter
Exons: 7
Coding region: 83-2044 (653 amino acids)
Biological process (GO): proteolysis
Molecular function (GO): serine-type endopeptidase activity
Source: RefSeq, a predicted model, not a curated record
UAUCAAACCGCUGUGCAAGCUGGAAGCUUAAAACGCGCUAAGAACAGUACUUAAUUUUUGAAAAAUUCUUGUAUUUGCGGGAAUGAAAUUCAUAUUAUUGUGCGUGCUUGGUUUUGUCAUAGGCACUAAAGGAGCCGGCUUCAUUACAGAUCAAUGUAUAACACCAGAUGAUGAAGACGGAGAAUGUGUAUAUAUAAAGUCUUGCAAAUCUUUAAUGGACAUCCUGGGGAAACCUGUCGUGACAGACUUGGACAGAUAUAUAAUAAGAGCUCAUGGUCAUGCAUGUCAGCACAAGGAGAAAUAUGCUGCUGUGUGUUGUCCCAUCUCCAAAAUUAUGCCACCAGAGACUGCAACAACGAAGAUUUACGAACCGGCAGUCGAGGAUUUCAGCUUACCACAGCCGCCUUACUGUGGUACAGUGUCCACAGCUCAAGCAGAGUUCGACUCUGGUUCAAUUACCUAUGAAGAGGAAUACCCCUGGACAGCAAUGCUGCUAUACAAAAAUAAAAGGAACGAAAAAUCGCAUAUUUAUUGUGGUGGCACGCUUAUACACGAGCGUUUUGUGCUCACAGCAGCACAUUGCCUGCAUGAGCAAGAGCCGGAAUGGAAUUUGACUGGCGUGCGUUUGCGUGUUUGGGCUACAACAGCGAUGGAGUAUUGUCAAAAUCAAGAGACGAGCGAUCAACUAGAUUGUGAGUCAAAACAUAUCGACAUGGUUGUGAGCAAAAUAAUCAAACAUCCCGAACAUGAGUCAUUGUAUAAUGAUCUCGCUUUGCUGCAAUUGAAUGCGGCGGUACGUGCAACGCGUUACAUAGCACCGAUUUGUUUGCCCUUGGAGACCAGACAGUUCUCGGCAAGCUUUGACAACACGGCAAUGCAAAUAUCCGGUUGGGGCGCGCAUAUAUUCGGUGAAAUUGCCGAAGUCAAAAUGAAAUCCAUUACAUAUAUAUCGAAUAUGGAGAAAUGCAAGAAGCUCUAUUCGAACGGCGUUGCUGAAAAUUUGACAGCGCAACAUGUUUGUGUGAAGGGAAAGGGCACCGAUGAUGGCAAAGUUUUAGAUUCUGGCGGCGCGCUUAUGGCAGUAGUGAAUGUUGGAAGAAUGCAGUCGUAUUUUUUGGUGGGCGUAGAAGCUAUCAGUUAUGAAGUACCGCCGGAAAAGGGAUACCCAUUUAUCUUUACGCGCGUUAGUCCCUAUUUGGAUUGGAUAAAAAGUGAAAUCAUUGAAAAGGAUAGAGAUCUUUUACCGACAACAGAAGAAUGUGGUAAAUACGAUGCUAUAACAAAUCGUAUUAUUGGUGGUGCUCAAACUGGUAUUGAAGAAUAUCCCUGGACUGCAUUGCUUUUAUGCGCAAAUGAAAAAGGAGACAUUGCAAUAAAUUGUGGUGGUUCUCUUAUUAAUAAAUACUAUGUUAUUACCGCCGCACAUUGCACAAAAGAAAAUGAAUAUGAACUUUUUAAAGUUCGUUUGGGUGAUUGGCAUAUAACAGAAGAUAAAGAUUGUGAUGGUCACCUUUGUGGGCCACCUGAACGGACUAUAGAGAUAUCUAUAAAUAACAUACUAAGACAUCCAAGAUAUAAUCCAAGAAACUUAGAUUAUGACGUAGCAUUAUUACGUUUGAAAGAUCGUGUCGAAUACACUAGAUUUAUUAAACCCAUUUGUCUGCCAAUGGAUGUGAGUCUACGUGGGAAACGAUACGAUGGAAAUAGUGCCACUAUAGUCGGUUGGGGUCUUACAGAAAUGAAUCAAUUAAGUGAUAUUAAGUUAAAGGCUACUGUGCAGAUUAUAUACGGAAACAAUGGCAAAAAGUUUAGAGUACGCGAUAGUAAAAUAUAUGCCACUGGUAACGGCAAUGAUUCCUGUCGUGGCGAUUCAGGCGGACCACUUAUGAUCAAGGAAGAGGUAAAUGAAAAUAAAAAUUGGUAUCUAAUCGGCAUAAUUUCAUACGGAAACUUAAAUAAUACAUGUGGAACUGAGGAGUCUAUUGGUAUUUACGCGCGCGUCAGUUCCUUUUUGGAUUGGAUAAACGAUACCAUAAGAACUUAAUCAAUAUUAUUUAUAAUUCGAAUAAAACUAUAGUAACCAAAUAUUAAUACUUACGGGUUAAUUUUGAAAAUAAUUGUAAUUUUCGCCAAUAUAAUUUAUUAUAACAGUAUACAUAUGUAUAACGCGUGUUUUUGAGAUAUAUAAAACUAUAGUUUUCAAUAAAGUGCAAUCAUUUGAAAGAAA